AUGUUACUCGUCGCGCGAAAAUGGCGGUCACGAAAGACCAUGCUCUGGCUGUUCGUUGCAGAGUUCCCCUUUACUGUGGCUGCCCUCGCUCUCUUCGCCAUUGCUCAGCCAAACACCUACCGUACACGACUCUGGACUGACGGAUACAACAAUGGAUUCAACAGUUCACCCACUGAAAUUCUCUACUCCUACGCAAAUCAUCGACCGAUCAGUCCUCCUAUCAUCUGGAGUCAGUUUAUCACCGACUUCAACGUUGUCAUCUCUGUGCUUUCCAUGUUCAUAAUGCUUAUCAAGCCCGUUCUGUUCUUCAUGCGCGCUCUUAUUCCAAUAUUCUCUGCUCUGGUCCAUAUCCUGCUGGUUGUCCUGUAUGCUUACAGUGCAUAUGGUCAGUCUGCGUCCGACAUGACCGACAAGGACCAUCCACAGAAAGGCGCACCGUGGUACAUCACCAAGAGCUGCGACGUUGCGUCUGACAAGAAGAACAUUGGGUACUGCAAGCAAGCGAAGGCGAGCUUUGCUGUGACAUUGUGUCUAUUGAUACUCUUCGCAGUGACAUUGCUAGUCUCGCUCCACUCUUGUAUUCCUACCAAAGCAGAGAAGCUUGCUCGAGCAGCCGACAUCGAAGAGACAGAGAUACCAGAAUAUUCGCCAGAGACGGCCCGACUUGAUGAGCAAGAGUGGGAGAAGAUGCGGUCACAGGCGGAAUGGCAGUAUCCACCAGGCAUAUCGAACAUGCUGAACCCGAUGACACCGAGGACAGUGGCAUUCCAAACACUCGAAGGGGAACAUGGUCCUACACCUGUUUCAGAUACUUUACCAUUUAGGGAGCGGUAUGGAGGACCGGAUGGACGUUGA
This is a messenger RNA of Aureobasidium pullulans EXF-150, 855 nucleotides long. RefSeq lists its product as uncharacterized. The coding region runs from base 1 to 855 and encodes 284 amino acids. NCBI's taxonomy places the organism in Eukaryota, Fungi, Ascomycota, Dothideomycetes, Dothideales, Saccotheciaceae. The transcript is spliced from 3 exons. The record is from RefSeq and is a predicted model, not a curated record.